This is a messenger RNA of Frieseomelitta varia, 1145 nucleotides long. RefSeq names its product CD63 antigen-like. The record is from RefSeq and is a predicted model, not a curated record. The transcript is spliced from 5 exons. Lineage: Eukaryota; Metazoa; Arthropoda; Insecta; Hymenoptera; Apidae. Gene Ontology annotation, cellular component: membrane. The coding region runs from base 167 to 859 and encodes 230 amino acids.
AACGCGUACCGGUUAUAGCGUCAGUUAAACGCGGGACGUCGGUGUGAUAGCUGUUGUUAUUGUGCCGUCUGCAACCUAACCUGUUGAGCAUCUUUUUGCGCGUCCUUCGGAGUUUUGACGGAUUUUUCUUGAAACACAAGUUACUUAAAGAAAAAAAGCUACAAAGAUGAGCUGCGGAAUGGGAAUGAUUAAAUACCUACUCUUCAUAUUUAAUUUCAUCUUCGCGGUAUGCGGGCUGGGUAUUUUGACACUUGGCGUUAUUGUACAUCUGCGAGUGACGGAAGUAACUGACCACAUUGAAACCAAUCUUACGUUCCCAUCCAUAACGUUAAUCGUUAUCGGCAGUAUAAUCUUCAUAAUAUCAUUUUUCGGAUGUUGCGGCGCCAUUCGAGAAAGUCACUGCAUGAUAAUUACCUUCGCAUCGUUCCUUCUGUUCAUCUUGCUUGUGCAAAUAGCAGUUGGUGUUUAUGCGUUUGUGGUUGUUAAAAACAACGACAAACAGAUUGAUAUUACAAGGGACUAUCAGAAACUAUUCGAUUCUUACAACGACAACAAAGAAGUUAUUGAUUUUGUCCAGAGUAGUCUUCAAUGCUGUGGUGUCACUUCUCCAAAUGAUUACAACGGCAUUCGUCCUAUUCCGCCAAGUUGUUGUGGCAAGAAAGAAGAUGAAACUUGCGCUACACAGGAUAUAUAUCAAGCAGGCUGUGCGAUAGAAGUAAAAAAUGCGAUUUCAACUGCUGGAACUGUACUUGGUAGUGUAGCUAUUGCUAUUGCUGGUGUUGAGUUGAUCGGCAUCAUAUUCGCACUUUGCUUGGCGAAUUCUAUAAAGAAUGCUGAACGCAGGGGUUACAGAGUAUGAAAUCCAAAAGACAUUGAAAGAAGCGUAUAUUAAAAGUAAAAAGUAAUAUAAUUGAUAACACUACCAUUAAUAAUUUAAUCUUAAGAAGUGAUAGAAGAUGCAGUUAUUGUAUUGAUAUAAAUUUAGACAAUUUUGUAAAUGAUAGAUGAAUGGACAAACAGAAGAAAAAGUGCCUUUCCUUUAAGUUGGAACAUGAUUUUUGUUUAAAUUUUUAUUUUGGUAUGUAAUAUGAAAUGUAUAAUCAUGUUAUUUAAUAUAUUUUUAAUUUUGGUACAUUUUCACUAAA